CAGAGCGAGCAAGGAUCCUCUCUGGUACAUGCCAACAUUCUACAAUUCUUCACACUUUUAUUUCACAGUAGCCUUAUUAUGGCAUGUAGGUCCAUCCAAGGUUCUGCCAUGGACUUUGACAACAUUUACUUAGAUCUAAAGACUCUCUUUUUGACGAUGAUGAUGUUUAAAUGGGGAAUCUUUUGCACAGCCACACCUGACAUGUGUCUGUCGGCACCUUGCCAAAAUGGAGCUACGUGUGUGGACACCAAGGAUGAUUAUGCUUGCAUUUGUGUCAACGAAGGGGUUCGAUACAUGGGCAAAAAUUGCGAUCAGCUCUAUGAUGCUUGUUCCUUUGCUCCAUGUGAAGAUUGCAUCAGCACUCCUGGUAUGCCAGAAUACCACUGCAGUUGCCCGGAUGGACUAUCAGGGAAUAAUUGCACAGAAGAGGUGGAUGAGUGCCAGAGUAACCCCUGCUCUGAGCCAUAUUCUCUGUGUGUAGAUCAGCUGAAUGGGUACUUUUGCAGGUGUCCCCCUGGUUAUGGAGGCCCAGCAUGCCAUCGGCGUGUAAAUGAUUGCAUUCACAAACCCUGCAUUAACAAUGGCACUUGCAUUUUGCGCCCACAAGGCUUUAGAUGCCAUUGUAUAGCAGGAUACGAUGGGAAGACUUGUGAAAAAGAUAUAAAUGAGUGCUUGUCAGAACCGUGUCAAAAUGGUGCCAUUUGUGUUGAUGGGGUGGCAGAGUUCCAUUGCUUCUGUGUGCCUGGAUUCCAGGGCUACAACUGUGAAAUUGACAUUAAUGAGUGUGCAUCCAGGCCAUGUGCUAACAAUGCUACCUGCAUCAAUGAGAAGGACCACUACACGUGUGAGUGCCUCGUCGGCUUUACGGGAGUCAACUGUGACAGUGAAAUAGAUGAGUGUGACUCGAACCCCUGCCAAAAUGGAGCCAUGUGCCACAACCUUAUUGGUUUAUACUCAUGUGAAUGUCCACCUGGAUUUGAAGGCAUCCAUUGUGAAGCUGAUAUUGACGAGUGUGCGAGUGAACCUUGCAACAAUGGAGCUUCUUGCCAUGACAGAGUCAACAGCUAUGAGUGUGACUGCAGUGACACGGGAUUUGAGGGAGACCACUGUGAAGUGGACGUCGCCGAGUGUGUCUCUCAUCCCUGUCAACAUGGUGCCACAUGCCUGGAGGGAGUCAAACAAUACACCUGCCUCUGCUGGCCAGGUUACACAGGCACAAACUGUGAGAUGGACAUUAAUGAGUGUGCUGAACAUCCCUGUGAACAUGAUGGAGAAUGUUAUGAGCGUUCCAAACUCACCCACUGGGAACUAGACUGGGAAAUAAGCUAUGCAAGUGUAGCUGGAUACAUUUGCCAUUGUUCGUCCGGGUUUGCAGGAGAGAACUGCACCGUCAACAUUGAUGAGUGUGAUUCUGAGCCCUGCCAGAAUGGAGCCACUUGUCACGAUCAAGACAACAGUUUCGCAUGUACCUGUCCUGUUGGAUUUUCAGGUUUUCUUUGUGAAGUGAAUAUAGAUGAAUGUGAAAGCCAACCAUGUCAGAAUAGUGGUUGGUGUGAAGAUGACACUGCUUCCUACAUCUGUCACUGUCCUGAGGCAAAGGCGGGUCAUCUUCCAUGGGGAGGCAAUGACUGCAGCGUCAAGCUCUACGGUUGUUUCCACCACGAAUGCCAAAAUGGAGCCACCUGCUCCCCAUGGUUUGAUGGUGUAGGACAUGGCCACACUUGCUUGUGCUCUCCGGGCUUUUAUGAUGAGCAGUGUUCGACGCAAACCACGUUCUCUUUCUCGUCUCCUGGAUUUAUUCCAGUUGCGGUUCCUCAAAAGAAGAUCCAGAUGGUUGAAGAUGGUAGUGAUUUUGGUUUUGCAAUACAGUUGCGCUUUCAGACAACUUUACCAGAUAUGUUGAUCAUCUAUAGAGGAGAUGUGGACAACUUCAUCCUACUAGAGAUUGUGAAUGGUUUGUUUCAAGCAAAAGCCUUUUCUGAUGGCUCCGAAAAGAAAAUGACCUUUUCUGCCUUUGUCAGCGAUGGAGAUUGGAGAGAUGUUCAUGUGUUUGAGAACAACAAAGGUCUACGUUUGACUCUGAAAGGACAUGGCUGUAACAACGAUGUGUGCCAAGCUCAAGAUGAAUCACCUUUCCAGACUUUGGAAAGCCUUCUUCAUGUAUAUGUAGGUGGAGCACCAGAGGAAAUGUUACAGAACUCCAGGAGUGAAAAAAAUUUCAUCGGAUGCAUGGAAGACCUGAUCAUUGACUCUGAAGCUGUUCUUCCCCAAACAUUUCAAGAGAAUCAAGGCCAAUAUUUGGGAUGUAGCAAAACUGAGUGGUGUAAAGCAGACCCCUGUUAUGGACGUGGACGCUGUGUCGACCUGUGGACCACCUACCACUGUGACUGCUACCGUCCGUUUUACAGUGAAAGCUGCAGGGAAGAAUUGCAGUCGUGGACAUACGGUCACGAGGACAGUUGGAGUUAUAGCUCAUAUAAAAUUGGCAGGAGCCAUGGCAGGAACUUUCAAGUGUCCUUUUUCUUGAGGUCCCUAAAGCUUGAAGGACUAAUCUUUCAGCUGAGAACCCCAUCAGGAGAAGUAUACUUCUCAGUUUAUUUAAAUAUGGGCAGGCUUUUGAUCAGCUCUCUACCUGACGGCGCCCCACUCACCGCUCCCAUAUUUUUGGCGAGUGGCGAGAAGCAUUUCCUUCUGGUGGAGAUCCAGCAAAGACAAGUGGUCUUUGAGCAUGCAAGUCUUCGUUACAGCAUAGGGGCCAUACCUGAGGUGGUUAUUAACGAAGGGGAUCAGGCUUACCUGGGUGGACUUCCUGAACACUGGGACUCUAACCCUUGGGGCGGACAUUACAAAGGCUGCCUACAGGACGUCCGUUUGGAUUCAGUACAUUUGGAGUUGGACGCAUGGAGCAACGAUGAUGAAAAGGAAAUGUAUUCAUCAAGUGGUGCUGAAAAUGUAAAGAGAGGAUGCAUCAGUGACGAUACUUGCAAGAUGAACCCCUGUCAAAACGGAGGAGAAUGCACGGUCACGUUCAAUGACUUCACGUGUUCUUGUCCGAAGGAGUACACUGGAGUUACUUGUGAAACUCGAGUUUGGUGUGUCAGUGAUCCUUGUUUAGAUGGAAGCCAGUGUGUGGAUCUCUCUGAUGGGUAUGAAUGUCUGCACAAUGCCACGUUUGACAACAGUCCUGCACAAUUCAGUUCUGGAGGUUCACUGACUGAACCUGUGUCUUCAAUAUACAUAGAGUUAAGGACCCGUUCUGACAAUGCAGUUCUCUUAAGGGCCUCCCGGGAUUCUGACAAGCUAAUGAUUGGUCUGCUGGAUUCCACUGUUUGGGUUGAGAUUCACGUAGCCAACAGAGCCGAGACAGUGACCUUCACAGGAGAACGUAAAGUGGCUGAUGGGAGGUGGCAUCGAGUAAAUGUGUCAAUGACAACGGGAGAUCAAAACGGUUCUCCCUGGAUGAUCACUGUGGAUGGAAUUAUCGAUGCCAGUAGCCUGCCGCAGAUAACAGGGAGUUUACACUUUCUCAAUGAUAAAGGGGUUUUACUCACCAUAGCAGAGAGCUUUACUGGCUGUUUGAGUGCAGUAAGGGUUGGAGGAGUAUUUCUUCCUUUUGUCGAUGUCUACGACACUCCACAGUUGUCUCAGUUCCACUUAUUUGGGAAGCAAAUAAUUAAAUUGGGUUGUAGUAGUGCACCUGUUUGUAAUUCCAACCCUUGUCUAAAUGGAGCAACUUGUAACGAUAUCUUUAAUAAGUUUUAUUGCGAAUGUGACUUCGGUUGGGAGGGGGAACAAUGCGACACGGAUAUUGACGAUUGUGUAUCUCAGCCUUGUUUUAAUGGGAAGUGUAAGGACUACUUUGCUGGUUUUGAGUGUCUAUGCCACCCUGGAUAUGCCGGCCCACUGUGUGAGGUGGACAUGGAUGAAUGUGAGCACCAUAUUUGUGAACAUGACGCCACCUGUAAAGACGGAACAAACAUGUACACCUGUAUAUGCCCAAAGGGUUACAGUGGGCCACUAUGCCAGUGGGACUACCCGCCACUACAGUGUGGUAAAGAUGUGCUUUGUGCAAAUGAUGGAAUUUGCAACGACGGGCUCUGGGGAGCUAACUGUACAUGUAUGCCAGGUUUCAAAGGCAAAAGAUGUGAAAUGGAGAUUGACGAGUGUGACUCAAACCCGUGUCGACACGGCGGUUCUUGUUUGGACCGCUUCAACAUGUUCGUGUGUGAAUGUCCACCAGGAUACAGUGGCUCAGUCUGUGACAUCAAUCAACAAGCGCGUGAACAAGAAGUGUCCUGGCUGUUGGUCUUGGUGCCCCUGUUGUCCUUCUGCAUUCUCAUUUUCAUCCCCGCUUUUGUCUUCCUAAUACAAACAACGAGAACGAAGCGCCAGUCCGAGGGGGCUUACAGUCCCAGUUCUGAGGAGCUGGCUGGGGCUCGCUUGGCCAUGGACAGAAUGCUCAAAGUUCCACCAGAGGAAAGACUCAUCUGAACGAUAGUCAACAGCAGAAACUGUGACGUUUUUUAUUUCAUAAAGUACUACAAAUCGUUUUGGCGGCUGCAGCCUUCCAGAGGCCACACAAUUUGUAUUUCAUUGUACACAAAGCUCAUGCGCAUUAUACACAAUUUCAAGUGUAUUAUACACAUGUACUUAAAAGUAUAAACCCCGUUUCCAUAUGAGUUGGGAAAUUGUGUUAGAUGUAAACAUAAACAGAAUACAAUGAUUUGCAAGUCAUUUUCAACCCAUAUUCAGUUGAAUAUGCUACAAAGACAAAAUAGUUGAUGUUCAAACGAUAAACAUUUUUUUGCAAAUGAUCAUUAACUUUAGAAUUUGAUGCCAGCAACACAUGACAAAGAAGUUGGGAAAGGUGGCAAUAAAUACUGAUAAAGUUUAAGGAAUGCUCAUCAAACACUUAUUUGGAACAUCCCACAGGUGUGCAGGCUAAUUGGGAACAGGUGGGUGCCAUGAUUGGAUAUAAAAGCAGCUUCCAUGAAAUUCUAAUUCUUUCACAAGAAAGGAUGGGGCGAGGUACACCCCUUUGUCCACAACUGCGUGAGCAAAUAGUCAAACAGUUUAAGAACAACAUUUCUCAAAGUGCAAUUGCAAGAAAUUUAGGGAUUUCAACAUAUACAGUCCAUAAUAUCAUCAAAAGGUUCAGAGAAUCCGGAGAAAUCACUCCAUGUAAGCGACAUGGCCGGAAAACAACAUUGAAUGACCGUGAACUCCAAUCCCUCACGGCAGUGUAUCAAAAAAAGACAUCAAUCCCUCAACAUGUGUUACAACAGCGUGGCUUCAUAAAAAGAGUGCGGGUACUUUCUUGGCCCGACUGCAGUCCAGACUUGUCUCCCAUCAAAAAUGUGUGGCGCAUUAUGAAGCGUAAAAUACGACAGCGGAGACCCCGGAAUAUUGAACGACUGAAGCUCUACAUAAAACAAGAAUGGGAAAGAAUUCCACUUUCAAAGCUUCAACAAUUAGUUUCCUCAGUUCCCAAACGUUUAUUGAGUGUUGUUAAAAGAAAAGGUGAUGUUCACCACUGAUCAUCAUCAGUGGUGAACAUGCCCUUUCCCAACUACUUCGGCACGUGUUGCAACUAUGAAAUUCUAAGUUAAUUAUUAUUUGCAAAAAAUUAAAAUAAAGUUCAUGAGUUUGAACAUCAAAUAUCUUGUCUUUGUAGUGCAUUCAAUUGAAUAUGGGUUGAAAAGGAUAUGUGGGGUUUGUACAACAACAUUAGAUGUAGAGUAUUUCGAAGCAAGAUUACCUGCAAGAGAUACAAACACAAAACAGUAGACCACUUUUUCUGAUAAAUAAUUAAAAAAAAGAAUAAAAUAUGAUUGCAAGCCAAGAAUGGAAUGCAAUAUUGUAAAUAAUACAUAUUGUAAACUGACCCCUGGAAUAGGUUCUGUCUGUCAGUUUUAGUUAAGAAGUGUUCUGGUUGGAUGAGUUCUUCAGGAUGUUUCCAUUGGAACCUUAACAUCUUUAAGUGUAAUGUUGCAGCUGGUAAAAUACACUGGAAUACAAUACAUAGUGCAGUACAUAAGUAUACCUCCAACAACUUGGAUACAAGCAUAUCUUGACAAGUUUUUUUUACAGGACCCUCAAGAAGGAGUGUCUCUGAUGUCCCAUCAUCAUCAUCAUCAUCAUGGUGUUGGUUUUCCAGCUUCGGUGCUCAUUCAGGCCCAGCUGAUGAAAGUCUUGAUCCCCAUUGCUAUACGUAUGUACAAUGAUUUUGUUUUGUGACGUUGAGGACCAGGUUAUUGUUUUCUGCACCAUGAUGACAGGUUUUCAGCCUCAUCCUUAGAUGCUGACUCAUCAACCUUUGUGAUAAGUCCAACCCCCUGUUGUGACCCCACCGGCUUCAAGCUGGAUUUAGGGAAACAGGGUUAGGGACACAUCUUUGUGAGAAGUCAGCGCUGAGACUGAGGGCUGAGGAUAGCUUGGAAGUCCUGUCAUGUGCACGUUGCGCUGCAGUUCUUGUUUGGACACCUGCACCUCGUUCUUAUCAUCCCUACUCUUAAAGAGAAACUGCACUUUUUUUUUCUUGUCUAUGAUUCACAAUCCUUAUCUGAGACGAGUACAGAUGUAUUCUAACUCGAAAAUAAACGUUAGCAAAAGUCAGUUCACAAUGGAGGCAAUUGGAGUCGCUCUAUUCCGCCAAUAAAGCGUUCUAAAAAACCUCCAUUAACAUUUUAUGAACACGCUGUUAGUACAUAUGUAAUGUAGAAACAAGCACAUAAUAAUAAUUAAUAAUAAUAAAAUAUUUCCAUAUUUCGGUCAUUUUAAGCAUACUGCGGCAUAUCAAUUUUACAUACUCAUCACAACGUUCAACCUUCAACAGCAACACUACUAAUCAUGCAGACUUCAUGAGAGCCAACGACGACUACUUUGAGAGAAAAGAGGAUCCAGUACCUUAUAUUUUUGAACCUGAACAUAUGGAGGAUGAGCAAAAAAUUUCAGAAACUGCGUGAUACACAGAUCCAGCAAGUAGCCGUAUGGCUGCAAAGUGUUCAACAAGAAAUACAAUCUACAAACAUAAUAAAACGAUCACUUACUAUACGAUAUCUGCUCUCACUGGGUUGCCCACUAAUAGGAUGUUUAUAUCUUACUGUUUGUUUGAAUAAUUAAUUAUAAUCCUCAUAAUCCAUGAGGAUUAUAAUAUGAUAAUCAUAAUAUCAUUUAUUUUUCAUGUUAUAAAAAAUAAAAUAAAAUAAUAUUUAUUUACAGGAAUUUACACUUAUUUAUACAUAUACACAAUUACAUAUAUACCUGUGAUGUAUAUACAUAUGCAUACAAUCAUAUAUACAUACAUACUUUUUCAGUUUAGAUUCCGCUUUCGAAUCUGCUUAACAAUUUGGUUCUUUGGUCUACUGAUUCUUAUUUGGAAAAAAAAAGAGAACUGGUAAUGCGACCUCACAAAGCCAACAAGGUCUUAAGGUCCUAAUAUUUUUUUUUUUUUUUCAAAAUAAAUAUAGGAAAUUAAUAUUCUUAUGUAGAGCUCAACAAAAUAAAAUUGGUGGAAAUUACACAAUAAUGUAACAUUUAGUACCAUUUUUAAAACUUUUACAAAUCCUUGUCAUCUCCUUAUAAAAAAAAUUGUGAAAAAUUGGCAACACUAAAAUGGUCCCUAGUGUGUGAGUGUUGUCUGUCUAUCUGUGUUGGCCCUGAGAUGAGAUGGCGACUUGUUCAGGGUGUAACUCGCCUUCCGCCUGAGUGAAGCUGGGAUAGGCAUGAGCCCAUCCCAUCCACCGCAAACUCGAAGGGGGCCAGCGGUAGAAAAGUGAUUGAUGGCUGGGUUUGGUUAGAUUUACAAGGUGAAACUAUUAAAUAACAUAACAUGCAACUUCCCAUAUUUGAAGCCUUCCUUUGAUAUCAUUUUGAUGAUUAUGGCUUACAGCUUAUUAAAGCUUAAGGUUUGACGUAUCCCACUUUGCACGUAAUGAGUUCCAUCCAUCCAUUCUCUACCGCUUGUCCCUAUUGUAUAUCACAUAAUAGUUUCACAUUUGAAAUUGAAUUACUGACUUUUACACUCAAAGUUUAUGAGUUCCACCUGUAUAAUUGAAAUGACUGAGUGAAAUUCUGGUCGGAGGAAUUAAAGUCAAAGUUAAAGUACCAAUGAUUGUCACACACAUACUAGAAGUGGCGAAAUUAUUCUCUGCAUUUGACUCAUCACCCUUGAUCACCCCCUGGGAGGUGAGGGGAGCAGUGGGCAGCAGCGGUGCCGCGCCCGGGAAUCAUUUAUGGUGAUUUAACCCCCAAUUCCAAACGUUAAUGCUGAGUGCCAAGCAGGGAGGUAAUGGGUCCCAUUUUUAUAGUCUUUGGUAUGACAUGCAUAAAUACAUGUAUCUUUUCUCUGACUACAAUUUCUUGUAUCCUGUCACAAAACCAGUGGUGGUCAACCAAGCCAAGAUGGCUGUAGCAAAACAAUCUGAGUACACAAGAGGCUUACAUCUUUCCUGCAAAAAAAAAUUUAAUUAUGCAAUUGAAAAGAUCUCUGUAUAACAAAAAAAGAUUUGUCGAGUGAUGUCAAGGAUUACACGUCGGUCGCGUUCCCAGACGUAUUAAACUAUUGUGCUCCAAACAUCUUUCUU
Molecule: messenger RNA, 8585 nt
Organism: Nerophis ophidion (straightnose pipefish)
Lineage: Eukaryota; Metazoa; Chordata; Actinopteri; Syngnathiformes; Syngnathidae
Gene: crb2a
Product: crumbs cell polarity complex component 2a
Exons: 13
Coding region: 79-4491 (1470 amino acids)
Biological process (GO): establishment or maintenance of epithelial cell apical/basal polarity; heterophilic cell-cell adhesion; Notch signaling pathway
Cellular component (GO): protein-containing complex; plasma membrane
Molecular function (GO): calcium ion binding; Notch binding
Source: RefSeq, a predicted model, not a curated record